CCCACAACGUCCUGUGCGUGUCUUUCCCGCGAACAAGAUGCGCGCGCAGUGAAGCUGAGUGGCAGGCUGCUCUGUGAUGCUAGGAGGCUAAAACAGAGAGAUCAACUUUAAACACUUCAACAGACUUUAACUCACAAACAUGGCGAAGCAGAGCAACCUCUUCAACUUCUUCACCAAGUCCCCUCCUCCGGUCCCCAAGCCCAAACCCAGUCCCUCUCCGACCGAGGCGGACCUGCCCUCCAAGUCCAACUCCUCUCCGAAAGAGCAAGCCAAGCAGACCCCGAACCAGCAGCCUGCCAAGGGGCCGAAGACUGGCUCCAAGGCUGCUAAAGGAGGAUUCAACAAACUGUUUGGAGAUAAAACUCCAGCACCCAAAGAAAGCAGCUCCACAUGCUCUUUAAAUGCUGGAGCUCUGGUGUGGACCAAACUGGAGGGACACCCCUGGUGGCCGUGCAUGGUGGUGCCUCAGCCUCUGACCGGUCUGCAGAUGAAGGGAAGGGGGCGGGACCAGCGCAUACACGUUCACUUCUUUGAUGAACCCCCGACCAGAGGAUGGGUCAGCACCAAAUACGUCAGAGAGUACAAAGGCUCUGACAGCAGCGAGGCGAAAACAGGAGGAGUGUUCUUCAGCGGUAAACCGGUGAUCCGUCGGGCGAUGGAGCUGGCUGACAGAGCUCGGUCUGACGGUCCUGAGGAGAGGCUGAAGAUGCCUCUCUGUGUGGAUCCAUCUGAUGAUGAAGAGGAGGAUGAGGAUGAAGACAUGGAGCUGGAUAAAUCCACGUUGUCCGAUGAAGACAUCAGUGAUGAUGAUGAGUACAAAAACGAAGACAAGAAGUCCCCGAAGGUCAGCCGACGUUCGUCCAGAGCUUCAAAAGAAAAAGGAAACAAGGCCAAACGUCGGCGCAUCAUCGCGCCCUCAGACAGCGACGGGUCAGAAGAGGAAUUCAAACCGGAUCAGGCGGCGUCCAGCAGCGAGGAGGAGGAGGAGGAGGAAGGUACUGUGAGCAGCGCCGAGGAAGGAGAGGAGAGCAACGAGGCGUCAGAAGCAGAUAGUCCCGUGAAGCCGGCUGCAAAACGUAAACGUCCUUCAGGAAAGACCGCCCCCAUCAAAGCGAAGACGCCUUCCACGCCGGCUCACACGCCAAAACGAGUUCCUGCAGCCGUCGCCGCUGACACCAAAUCUCGCCUCUCUGCGUUCUCUGCUCCUGAGAACUUCGAGAGUCAGACUAACGGAUCAGGGGGCGCCGGAGGGACCACGACCUGGGACCACGAGAAGCUGGAGUGGUUGCACGAUGGGAGAAGGAAAGAUGGCGGACGGCGUCGACAGUCAGAGGAGGACUACGACCCGGGCAGCCUGUACGUGCCUGAAGACUUCCUGAACAGGAACACGCCCGGGAUGCGGCGCUGGUGGCAGCUCAAGUCCACGAUGUACGACACCGUCAUCUUCUACAAAGUGGGCAAGUUCUACGAGCUGUACCACAUGGACGCCGUGGUCGGGGUCCACGAGCUGGGCCUCACCUUCAUGAGGGGGACCUGGGCGCACUCCGGGUUCCCAGAGAUCGGCUUCGGGCGUUUCUCAGACGUGCUGGUCCAGAAAGGCUACAAGGUGGCUCGCGUGGAGCAGACGGAGACCCCCGACAUGAUGGAGGCCCGCUGUAAGACCAUGUCCCGGCCCACCAAGUUCGACAAGGUGGUGAGAAGAGAGGUGUGCCGGAUCAUCACGAGGGGGACCCAGACGUACAGCGUGCUGGACGGGGCGCCGUCUGAGAGUCAGAGUAAGUUCCUCCUGAGUCUGAAGGAGAAGGCGGAGGAGGAGAGCUCGGGUCGGUGCCGGACCUACGGAGUCUGCUUUGUGGACACGUCUGUGGGGUUCUUCCAUGUGGGGCAGUUCUCAGACGACCGUCACUGCUCUCGUCUGCGUACCCUGAUCGCUCACUACGCCCCCGCUGAGGUCCUCUUUGAGAAGGGGAACCCGUCUGUGGAGACCCGCAAGAUCCUCAAAGCGUCCCUGUCCUCGGCGCUCCAGGAAGGACUGACCGCAGGGUCCCAGUUCUGGGACGCACAGAAGACUCUGAAAACCUUCUCAGAGGAGGACUACUUCAGCGAUCAGGGGAAGGGGUCCCGCUUCAUUCCUGCUCUCCUGAAGAAGAUGACCUCUGACAGCGACUCUCUGGGUCUCACUCCUAAAGAGGGCUACGAGCUGGCCCUGUCGGCUCUGGGGGGGUGCGUCUUCUACCUGAAGAAGUGUCUGGUGGACCAGGAGCUGCUCUCCAUGGCGAACUUUGAAGAGUACGUCCCUGUGGAUGUGGAGAUGGAGAGAGCUGCAGGACCUGCAGGGUUCUUCGCUCAGACCCGGCAGAGGAUGGUCCUGGAUGGGGUGACCCUGGCCAACCUGGAGAUCUUUCAGAACGGCUCAGGAGGAUCAGAAGGGACUCUGCUGGAGAGACUGGACUCCUGCUGUACCCCGUUUGGUAAGAGGCUUUUGAAGCAGUGGAUCUGUGCUCCCCUGUGUAACCCCACAUCCAUAAAGGACCGGCUGGACGCCGUGGAGGACCUGAUGGAGGCUCCCGCUCAGGCCACAGAGGUAUCAGACCUGCUGAAGAAGCUCCCAGACUUGGAGCGUCUCCUCAGUAAAAUCCACAGCAUCGGCACCCUGAAGGACCAGGACCACCCCGACAGCAGGGCCGUCCUCUACGAGGAGGUCACCUACAGCAAACGCAAGAUCGCAGACUUCCUGUCCGCCCUGGAAGGAUUCCAGACCAUGCAGGAGGUCAUCUCAGUCCUCGCUCCGGUCGCAGGAGAGUCCCGCUCCGGUCUGCUCCGCCAAGUGUUGACUCUGAAAACUGAAAAAGAAGGCCUCUUCCCGGACCUCUCUGCUGAACUCCGGCGCUGGGAGACCGCCUUCGACCACAAGAAGGCUCGCACCACGGGGGUCAUCACCCCCAAGACCGGCUUCGACCCGGAGUUCGACCAAGCCCUGACCUCCAUCACGAGCUGCGAGCGCGAGCUGCAGGACUACCUGGACCGACAGAAGAAGAGGCUGGGCUGCAAGAACAUGUCCUACUGGGGGUCGGGGAGGAACCGCUACCAGAUGGAGGUGCCGGACUCGGUCUCUGAGAGGAGCAUCCCCGAGGAGUACGACGUGAAGUCCACAAAGAAAGGCUGGAAGCGGUACGUUACCAAGGAGACGGAGAGGAUGUUCUCUGAGCUGCAGGGCUUCGAGGAGAAGAGGGACGCGGCUCUGAAGGACUGCAUGAGGAGACUCUUCUACAACUUCGACAAGAACUACAAAGACUGGAAGACCGGCGUGGAGUGCAUGGCGGUCCUCGACGUCCUCCUCGCUCUGUCCCGCUACAGUCAGGGCGGCGACGGGCCGAUGACCAGACCUCAGGUGAUUCUCCCUGAGAGUGAUGAUGAGGUGGCGCCCUUCCUCGACCUCACCGGAUCUCGCCAUCCUUGCGUCACGAAGACCUUCUUUGGAGACGACUUCAUUCCUAACGACAUCUUCAUCGGCUGCCCGGGAAGCAGCGAGGGCGCCGAGGUGACCGGCCACGCCUCCUGCGUCCUCGUCACAGGGCCGAACAUGGGCGGGAAGUCCACCCUCAUGAGACAGUGUGGACUGGUGAUCAUCCUGGCUCAGCUGGGCUGCUACGUUCCUGCUGAGAGUCUCCGCUUCUCUCCGGUGGACCGGGUCUUCACUCGGCUGGGCGCCUCAGAUCGGAUCAUGGCAGGAGAGAGCACCUUCUUCGUGGAGCUGAGCGAGACCGCCAGCAUCCUGCACCACGCCACCACACACUCCCUGGUGCUCCUGGACGAGUUAGGAAGGGGCACAGCCACGUAUGACGGCACAGCCAUCGCCAGCGCCGUGGUGAAGGAGCUGGCUGAGAAAAUCUGCUGCCGCACGCUCUUCUCCACCCAUUACCACUCCCUGGUGGAGGACUACGCCCACUGCCCCGCCGUGAGGCUGGGUCACAUGGCGUGCAUGGUGGAGAACGAAUGUGAGGACCCGAGUCAGGAGACGAUCACAUUCCUCUACAAGUUCAUCUCCGGCGCUUGUCCCAAGAGUUACGGCUUCAACGCAGCUCGCCUGGCCAACCUGCCCGAGGAGGUCAUCCAAUCAGGACACAGGAAGGCCCGAGAGUUUGAGAAGAGCACCAUCAGCCUCCGCCUCUUCAAGAAGCUGUGUCAGUUCGCUGAAGAUGCCUCUCUGGGAAACACACACUUCUCCUCUCUGGUCCAGAUGUUGAACAGUCUUUAGUUGAACCCACUCUUCUUCUCUCUGGUCCAGAUGUUGAACAGUCUUUAGUUGUACACACACUUCUCUUCUCUCUGAUCCAGAUGUUGAACAGUAUUUAGUUGAACACACACUUCUCCUCUCUGGUCCAGAUGUUGAACAGUCUUUAGUUGAACCCACUCUUCUUCUCUCUUGUCCAGAUGUUGAACUUCCUGUAGUUUGAACACACACUUCUUCUCUCUGGUCCAGAUGUUGAACAGUCUUUAGUUGAACACACUCUUCUCCUCUCUGGUCCAGAUGUUGAACAGUCUUUAGUUGAACACACUCUUCUCCUCUCUGGUCCAGAUGUUGAACAGUCUUUAGUUGAACACACUCUUCUUCUCUCUGAUCCAGAUGUUGAACAGUCUUUAGUUGAACACACUCUUCUUCUCUCUUGUCCAGAUGUUGAACUUCCUGCAGUUUGAACACACACUCCUCUCUGAUCCAGAUGUUGAACAGUCUGUACUCACACACACUUUGUUUCUGCUGAUUGUUUCCUCAGCUCUAAAAUAAAAACACUACUGUUAUGAUCUAAUAAAGUUUAUUUUAAAAAAUGA
Notolabrus celidotus (New Zealand spotty) is the source of this 4830-nucleotide messenger RNA. RefSeq names its product mutS homolog 6 (E. coli) (gene msh6). Gene Ontology annotation, biological process: mismatch repair. Gene Ontology annotation, molecular function: mismatched DNA binding; ATP-dependent DNA damage sensor activity; ATP binding. The coding region runs from base 140 to 4258 and encodes 1372 amino acids. Gene Ontology annotation, cellular component: MutSalpha complex; nucleus. The transcript has 10 exons. The record is from RefSeq and is a predicted model, not a curated record. Lineage: Eukaryota; Metazoa; Chordata; Actinopteri; Labriformes; Labridae.